GGUGCCGAGGCGAUUAAGAGUAAAGGCCAUGACAAGCUGAAGGGCGUAGAAUUGACCGAUGGUGGAGCAGGCAAAAGUAAUGAACGGUCAAUGGUGAGGGUCGUUUUCAUAUCGCUCCUAUUUGAUUUACUCGCCUUCACCAUGAUCCUGCCACUAAUGCCUUCUUUGCUCGAGCACUAUCGACAAAAUGAUAGCUCCGGCUUGUAUAACUUGCUGACGCGGCGCAUACACUGGUUCCAGCAGCAGGUGGGCGCACCAGAACGAUAUACAUCGGUGCUGUAUGGCGGAUUCCUGGGUUCCAUGUUCAGCUUUUUGCAAUUUGUGGCAAGUCCCAUUGUGGGUGGACUAUCGGAUUACUAUGGCCGCAAGCCUUUAAUGCUUAUAUGUGGGGCUGGUAUUGCUUUAUCCUAUCUACUUUGGGGGCUCUCAAGUAAUUUCGCACUUUUCGUGCUGGCUCGAUUUGUGGGCGGUAUCAGCAAAGGCAAUAUAUCGCUAUGCAUGUCCAUCAUCACUGAUGUCUCCAGUGUGAAGACACGUUCGUUUGGUAUGGCAUUAGUGGGUGUCGCAUUUUCAGUAGGCUUCAUCGCCGGUCCUAUAAUUGGUGCCUUAUUUGCGCGUUCAUUGAAUAAAUCAUGGGAAUCAUGGUAUGUGGCACCUUCAUUGUGUGCCUUUGCAUUAGCCAUGUGUGAUUUGGGUGUUAUUGCAUUUAAACUUAAAGAAACAUUACCCAAGGAAAAACGUGCCAAAGAGAUAUCUUCCGCUAUGUCAUAUGCUAUACAGUUAUUGGAUGUGCGCUCAAUAUUCAAGUAAGUAUGGAACGAAAAGUGUUCAAGCGAAUCAGACGCGUAGAUACUCUCCCACGAUAAUUUUUAUGUU
Messenger RNA from Rhagoletis zephyria (snowberry fruit fly), 876 nucleotides. It is a transcript of the gene rtet, whose product is annotated as major facilitator superfamily domain-containing protein rtet. Gene Ontology annotation, cellular component: brush border membrane. Gene Ontology annotation, biological process: transmembrane transport. NCBI's taxonomy places the organism in Eukaryota, Metazoa, Arthropoda, Insecta, Diptera, Tephritidae. Gene Ontology annotation, molecular function: transmembrane transporter activity. The record is from RefSeq and is a predicted model, not a curated record.